AUGACGCAAAUCUCCUUCGCCGCAGAGCGAGCGGAGCGCGGGUCUAGAGUCUUCGCGUUUCCUCACGGAUUUUGGUGCCCGUGGGGCCCGUGAGCUUACACCAUGAAGGAAACGCCACUCUCAAACUGCGAGCGCCGCUUCCUACUCCGUGCCAUUGAAGAGAAGAAGCGGCUGGAUGGCAGACAGACCUACGAUUAUAGGAACAUAAGGAUCUCGUUUGGGACAGAUUAUGGGUGCUGUAUUGUGGAACUUGGGAAAACAAGAGUUCUUGGACAGGUUUCCUGUGAACUUGUUGCUCCAAAACUCAAUAGAGCAACAGAAGGUAUUCUUUUUUGUAACCUUGAGCUCUCUCAGAUGGCUGCCCCGGCUUUUGAACCUGGCAGGCAGUCCGAUCUUUUGGUGAAGUUGAAUCGACUCUUGGAAAGAUGUCUAAGAAAUUCGAAGUGUAUGGAUACUGAGUCUCUCUGUGUUGUUGCUGGUGAAAAGGUUUGGCAAAUACGUGUUGACCUACAUUUAUUAAAUCAUGAUGGAAAUAUUAUUGAUGCUGCGAGCAUUGCUGCAAUUGUGGCUUUAUGUCACUUCCGAAGACCUGAUGUGUCUGUCCAAGGAGAUGAAGUAACUCUGUAUACACCAGAAGAACGUGAUCCUGUGCCACUGAGCAUCCACCACAUGCCCAUUUGUGUCAGUUUUGCCUUCUUCCAGCAAGGAAUGUAUUUAUUGGUGGAUCCCACUGAACGAGAAGAACGAGUAAUGGAUGGCUUGCUGGUGAUUGCCAUGAACAAGCAUCGAGAGAUUUGUACCAUCCAGUCCAGUGGUGGGAUAAUGCUACUAAAAGAUCAAGUUUUGAGAUGCAGUAAAAUAGCUGGUGUGAAAGUAGCAGAAAUUACAGAGCUAAUACAGAAAGCCUUGGAGAAUGACCAGAGAGUUAGGAAAGAAGGUGGAAAAUUUGGCUUUGCAGAGUCUAUACCAAAUCAGAGGAUCACAGCAUUUAAAAUGGAAAAGGCCCCUGUUGAUACCUCGGAUGUGGAGGAGAAAGCAGAAGAAAUCAUUGCUGAAGCUGAACCUCCUUCAGAAGUUGUUUCUAAACCUGUGCUAUGGACUCCUGGAACUGCCCAAAUUGGAGAGGGAAUAGAAAACUCUUGGGGUGAUCUUGAAGACUCUGAGAAGGAAGAUGAGGACGAAGGUGGCAGUGAUGAAGCUGUCAUUCUUGAUAGUAUGAAAAUGGACACUGGAAUAGAAGUUUCUGAUACUGGAAGCCAAGAUGCCCCUAUAGUACUCUCAGACAGUGAAGAAGAAGAAAUGGUCAUUUUAGAACCAGACAAGAAAACAAAGAAAAUAAGAACACAGACCACCAUUGGGAAACAAGAAAAAGCACCAAGUAAAAAGCCAAUGAAAAAGAGAAAAAAGAAGAGAGCUGCUAAUUAAAGCUAACAUAGUUGUAUAUUUGUAUAUAUAACUAUUAGAUGUAUUUAUUCAGUGCUAACAACCUGGGUAUCAUUUAUUCACAAAUCCCUAAGUUUUAUUUUUUUAACAUUAAAGUGAAUGUUCUAGAGCUUUUUCUCUGAAAAUUUUGUCAUCUCAAAGCCUUAUUCACCAACCUGUGUAUGUGUAAAGUGUAAAAAUUGAUGAGGAAUAAAAUAAUCUGAUAGGCUGCUGUGUGUGUACAAAGAAGAAUGAUUUUCAUCGUACUGGUAAAUAAGCACAGAUUUAUUGUGCAGAAAUCGGCAGACUGAUCCAGUUGCUUAGGAAAAUGGAUAUUAGAACAUUGAGGGUCUGUUUUCCUAAAGUCAACUUUUUAGAGAGUGGCUUUCCACUCCCCACUGUACUGUAUAAGCCAGGUAACUUUUCUAAGAAAUCUUGAAGUCAGGUUUUUAUCUCAAAUUAAAUUUGACUUAUAAAAUUUUCCAAAUCAAUUUAUUAAUUCUUAAUAUCCUGACAGCUGGCAUCAUUAAUACUUUUAACAAAACCACUUAAAAUUAGCCAAAUAUCUGAUAGAUACAUGUACAAAAGAUAUACAAAUUAAAACCAUUUAAAAAGUAAUAGAUACCAUAAUUUGUUCUUGUCCAUAACUUCUGUAUUCAGAAAUGAUUGUAACAUUCAAAACCCAAGAUAAAAACUGUACACAAUAUACUUUGAGUGAUUUACAUCUUAGAAACAAAUGCAGUCUUUCACUGUUAGACAUUUAGUGUCUCUGGUGGGUUGAGGAGGGAAACACCAUGAUACCUGUAAAUAGAAAAAGAUCCAGUUUUAGUAAACGUUCACUGGGUGAAGGAAAUCAUGGAAUGCAUGUACUGGGAACUAAAGACUGCUAUUUCUCUUGGAUUGAAUGGUGAUUUUAGAAUCCUGUCUGAUCCCCAAAAUGUAAAUGCAUGUCCCCUUCCUCCACUCCCUCCUCCCCUCCCCAGAUGUACAGCAGGCAACAUUAACUACAACUGCCUCCAAGCAUACAACCAGUUAUGAGACCAGCUUCUUACAGGGGCUGUGACAGAAUGGUAGAUUCUUUAAUAAAAUUAAAAUGUGAAAGAUUUCUUUAAUAUGCAAAUUAA
Oryctolagus cuniculus (rabbit) is the source of this 2546-nucleotide messenger RNA. It is a transcript of the gene EXOSC9, whose product is annotated as exosome component 9. Gene Ontology annotation, cellular component: nuclear exosome (RNase complex); cytoplasmic exosome (RNase complex). Gene Ontology annotation, biological process: exonucleolytic trimming to generate mature 3'-end of 5.8S rRNA from tricistronic rRNA transcript (SSU-rRNA, 5.8S rRNA, LSU-rRNA); nuclear polyadenylation-dependent rRNA catabolic process; rRNA catabolic process. Gene Ontology annotation, molecular function: mRNA 3'-UTR AU-rich region binding. The record is from RefSeq and is a predicted model, not a curated record. NCBI's taxonomy places the organism in Eukaryota, Metazoa, Chordata, Mammalia, Lagomorpha, Leporidae.